AUGGGGGAAUCGAUGCCGAACUUCUAUGUUGGAGAAGGUCCGAACCUGAAUCCGGACCCAGGCCUCUUUGAGCCCAUUGUGGAUCAACUCACUGGAUUCGUGUAUCCUUCGGUGGAGAGUCUGAUAUACCCGUCCACCAGGGAUGACGAGGUCGACAUUCAGAUCUCGAUCGCCAAAAUCCGGGUGGACGGAUACGAGGUGGCCAGGGAGCGUGUGGAUAACUUGGAGAAGCAGAUACUCAGCGCUUUCCUCGACCAUUUACUCAGCCAGGGCAAGCUCGUGCUUUGUAAAGAGAUAAUGUGCUGCGCCGCCGAUGACCAGCUCCAUACAGUGUACUCCCGCCUGAGAGACUGUAUACUCCUGCCAAUGCUGAGUCGGACCCCUGGCGAUGAGGAAAAGCUGCAUGACAAGAAGCAGCGCCAGCUCCAUGAACAAUGCCUGGACCGAGACGGUGAUGCUUGCGUGGUCACUCGCAUCAUGGAUACGGUCAGAUAUCAUGACCAUUCACAGCCCGAUGAGCGCGUGGAGGGCCUGACCGAUGCCAUCUACAUCCUCCCCCGUCCUUACGAGGAGUACCAUGGAUCUACCGACGACGACUCUGGAGCUGUCUCUGGCAGUGGUGCCUGGCAGGCACUGCGACGUUACUUCCCUAGCACAGCUAAUGCUCUUGAGCCGCGUACGGUCAGAUCUGCAGGGAAUAUGGUCACGUUCUGGGACGAGCUGGCCAUGGAAUGGGACCGGUUUGGAGUUUCCCUUGAGCCUACCGUACGUAACCCCAUCGCUCACUUCGCUGCCCCCCAAUAA
Penicillium lagena is the source of this 804-nucleotide messenger RNA. RefSeq lists its product as uncharacterized. The transcript is spliced from 2 exons. The record is from RefSeq and is a predicted model, not a curated record. NCBI's taxonomy places the organism in Eukaryota, Fungi, Ascomycota, Eurotiomycetes, Eurotiales, Aspergillaceae. The coding region runs from base 1 to 804 and encodes 267 amino acids.